AAGAGGAAAACCUGCCAAAGUCUUCUCAUGUCUAAAGACACUGACAGGGACUGAGCUGCUGGAGAUGACACACCAGAGUUCACCUGCUGAGGUUAAAGUGACAUGUUUUUAUCCCCACGGUUCUUCAUCUCCUGACAGUGACGUUUCCUCCAUCAUCAUUAGAACAGCUCUUCCUCCUAAACUGACAGUGAAUCCAGCAGUGAUCAAGGACACAGACUCAGUCACACUGAACUGUCAGACUCCAUCAUCUGUUUCUGUGUCUCAGUGUCAUUUCUACAUUUUAAGUGGAGGAACAGCCAAAGUCCUCUCAUGUCUACAAACACUGACAGCUACUGAGUUACUGGAGAUGGCACAUCAGAGUUCACCUGCCAGGAUUCAAGUGACGUGUUUUUACACUGUAAAGACUGGAGAGUUUAACUAUCCAUCUCCACACAGUGACACAUCCUCCAUCACCAUACACAAUCUAAAACCACAGAUGAGUCUUGACCAUCGUUACGGUGACCACAUUCUCUUUACCUGCUCUCUGCCUGGACCUGCUGAUCAUGAUACAAAAUGUAACCUGUACUUCGGAGAAGCAAGUCGUUCAGUCCUAACAAGAAACAUCUUGGGGAAGAGGACCUCAAAAAAUCAAUCUUUCUGCCAGUUUACUGUCACAAUUGAUAUUUUGCUGAGACUUCUACAUUCAGUUCAACAAAGUGAUGCCAGCUGUGAUUACACUUUGGGAAGUGAACCCAACUCUUUGUCUCCUCGCAGUGACAGAUACAGCCUGACUGAUAUUGUGGAAAAAGAGUCAAGCAUGACACAGAUUGUGACAACAUCUCUGAUGACCACAGGUCUGACUGUUAGCACGCCUCGUGCCUCCACUACUGUAACUCCUGUAACAUCAGGGUGGGCUGUCAGUACGCCAAGUAUCACUACUGGUUUUAUCUCUACUUCAGUAAAAGCGGCACCAGAUACCAGUAUGACUUCUCUGAAUCCGGGAUCUGGCGAAGAAGCAACAGGUUGGAGUGUCAGCACGGCUGGCACUAAAGAAGUCUCUAACCCUGCAACCCCUCAGGAAACAGCUUCAGGAAUGUGGAUAUGGAGGUUUGUAGCAGUUGUGGCUGGUUGUGGAGUAACUGUGGGGGUCGUUGUGCUGGUUUCUGCAAUGCUCUGCAAAAGAAGAACUGUAGCAGGUUCUGGGGAAGUGAAAAGGCAGGAGCCUCAAAAUGAGAAUUUUGAAACAUACCAUUUGUACGCCACCAUCGCUGAGGAGCCAGCAGCAUCAGACCUGAAGGGGAUAACGUACAGCACAGUGCAGAAACACUGACACUGUUUGAUACUGUGUAGAGAAAGAGAGGAAAUGUUACUGAAAUGUAAAACUUGGGUUUGAAGUUGACUGGUAUAAUGUAGAGUAAAGUUACUAAAAUGUAUUUGUCUCAGAUCAACAAAACUUUUACCAAACAUUUACAAGUUUUACUGCUGGAUUAAAGUUUCAAGUUGAGGUUUACGAUGUACAAAGCACAGCAUGGGCUCCAAACAACAUGUCAAUUUUUCACUAUGAGAUUGAAAAUGUAUUUAGUU
Messenger RNA from Epinephelus moara (kelp grouper), 1563 nucleotides. RefSeq lists its product as uncharacterized. The record is from RefSeq and is a predicted model, not a curated record. The coding region runs from base 65 to 1309 and encodes 414 amino acids. Lineage: Eukaryota; Metazoa; Chordata; Actinopteri; Perciformes; Serranidae. The transcript is spliced from 11 exons.